Messenger RNA from Lolium rigidum, 557 nucleotides. RefSeq lists its product as uncharacterized. Lineage: Eukaryota; Viridiplantae; Streptophyta; Magnoliopsida; Poales; Poaceae. The record is from RefSeq and is a predicted model, not a curated record. The transcript is spliced from 5 exons. The coding region runs from base 1 to 528 and encodes 175 amino acids. Gene Ontology annotation, cellular component: thylakoid; chloroplast thylakoid membrane.
AUGGCGGCCUUGCUCCGCAUCGACGCCGCCGGCAGUCUCCCCGCCCCGCGCCGCCGCACAGCAAAGUACAACGUCGCCCUUACCGCACCGGUCUCCGCCCGUCGCCGCGGCAGUUUUCCGUCUCGAGGGCUGCGCUGCGCCGGCGCGGAAGUGGGCGCCGCGGAGAAGCCUGACGCGGCGGUGGUGGCAAUAAAGGAGGCCGUGGAUGUGCCAUUACCGCCGUUCGAACAGAGCUUGGUGGCGGUGGGCAGCGCCAGUGACAGCGCGGCAGCCAACAAGUUGGGCUUCAAGGAGACCUUUACUUAUGUCAUGUAUGGCACGGGUGCUUUCGUUGCCGGGUGGAUUUUGUCUGCCUUUAUUUCAGCAAUUGAAUCAAUUCCCUUGCUCCCAAGGAUACUAGAGAUUGUAGGCCUCGGAUACACAAUUUGGUUCAGCUCACGGUAUCUUCUUUUCAAGGAAAACAGGGAUGAACUGUUUGCCAAAGCUUAUGAUCUCAAACUGAAAAUUAUUGGAUCCGAUGAUGCAUGAUUUGGUGUGCAUAUGGUAGGGCUUCGGUG